This is a messenger RNA of Oncorhynchus nerka (sockeye salmon), 3266 nucleotides long. RefSeq names its product MOB kinase activator 1B. Gene Ontology annotation, biological process: hippo signaling; positive regulation of protein phosphorylation. The transcript is spliced from 6 exons. The record is from RefSeq and is a predicted model, not a curated record. Bases 296 to 946 code for a protein of 216 amino acids. Gene Ontology annotation, molecular function: protein kinase activator activity. Gene Ontology annotation, cellular component: nucleus; cytoplasm. Lineage: Eukaryota; Metazoa; Chordata; Actinopteri; Salmoniformes; Salmonidae.
UGCUGUGCAGUUUAGUAGAUCUCAUAGUAAUGCUAGUCAGUCAUCCAGAUAAGCAAACGUUUUGGGCUGUCGACUUUAUAGCUUGGCUAGGUAGCUAGAUGUUGCAGAGCUCGCUGAUACAAAGCUACAUUUGAGUCGUAGGACGAAGUUUUAGUUCAGGGUCCGCUUAAACAGUCCGUAAUUUGGACCAGUUUGACAAGCCUGACACUGCACUGGAAGCAUUUGUUUUGACUUCACUCUCUCUACACCGCGGUCUUACGAAGGCUUUACUUUUAACGUUAUAAAGAAGAGAAACAUGAGCUUUCUAUUUGGCAAUCGGUCUUCCAAGACCUUCAAGCCCAAGAAGAACAUCCCGGAGGGAUCUCAUCAGUAUGAGCUGCUGAAACAUGCCGAGGCGACACUGGGCAGUGGGAACUUGCGCAUGGCUGUCAUGCUACCCGAUGGGGAAGACUUAAACGAGUGGGUGGCAGUUAACACUGUAGAUUUCUUCAACCAGAUCAACAUGCUUUAUGGCACCAUAACAGACUUCUGCACUGAAGAGAGCUGUCCUGUCAUGUCUGCUGGACCUAAAUAUGAGUAUCAUUGGGCAGAUGGAACCAACAUCAAGAAACCGAUCAAAUGCUCAGCUCCCAAGUACAUUGAUUACCUAAUGACCUGGGUGCAGGACCAGCUCGAUGAUGAGACACUCUUUCCAUCUAAGAUAGGUGUCCCGUUCAGACGGAACUUUAUGUCUGUGGCCAAGACCAUCCUGAAACGCCUGUUCAGGGUCUACGCCCACAUCUACCACCAACACUUUGACUCUGUGAUGCAGCUGCAGGAGGAGGCCCACCUCAACACCUCCUUCAAACACUUCAUCUUCUUUGUUCAGGAGUUUAACUUGAUUGACAGGAAAGAGCUGGUGCCACUCCAGGAGCUGAUUGAUAAACUGACCACCAAGGACAGAUAAACCCAGACUGACUUAUCCUUUUAACUCUAUGGUAGUCUACUAUUAUUUUUGCACAGAUGUCCCUUCUACCCUGCCCUGCACUGGCUAUGUGUAUACAGCAUACGCUAACUUUGGGGAAAUGUUCUCAAGAAAGCCAGGUAAGUAAGGAAGAGUCUUACACUGUCAUAGGCAAAGGGGUUAGACUGAGGGAGUACUAUACUACUGUCUGAGCUGGUAUGUGCUCAUUAUGGUUGCAUUAAUUUGGACCGAUCCCCAAAACUGAAAUCACUGGUAUUUAUUAGCUUCCUCUAUUUGGUGUAUAUUUAUCAGAUGCUUCUACAAAACCUACCACUAUAGUUGGCAACUUCAUACAUAGAGGCUAUGUAAGAAAUAAAGGACUACAUAAUUAUUGUACAAAUAUUUUAGCAUAUUGGUCACAUUGAUGAUAACUGCAACAAAACUCCUUACAUUAGGUUGAAGAAAUGACCCCAUUGCCUAGUCUUGGUAUAAUAAGAUGACUGGAUUAAAUGGCUUGUGGGCUAACCAAAACCCCAAUAGAGUUCACAUAACUCGCCAAACAAGAGUUGAUAUAUAACCCAUCAAACAUCCAUUGAUAAACUGUAAACAGAGUUGGUAUAAUCCAUCAAACAGUGUUGAUAUUUCGAAGUGCCUGAUUUAUGGUUCAUGCUUAGCCUCGUACUACCAUCCUCAUCUUGUGAGCGUACAUAGAUAUGUCAGUGAAGGCAAACAUAUUUAUGUAAGCUUGGGAGUUCAGGAUGGUAGUACGAGGCUAGUUCACACUCACUCUCCCACAGAACAACAAAAGAAGUGCACAACAUUCUCGUGGCUACAAAGGGAACAUUUGCCCUCACUGGCUUUCUGAGAUUCCCAUUGUAGUGUUACUUUAUGUAGCUAUAAAAGAGAAUCUUUAAUAUGAAUGGAGAAAUUUAAAUCUGAGGUUUGGGUCCAUGUUUUAAUUUGCCUCAACAUAUGGUCAUUUUUUUUAGUCUGUUUUCAAGUCAGGUCUAGAUACAACUACAGUAGUUUAAACUGUUAGAAUACCAGUAAUGGCAAAAGCUGUAUUUGAUGGGCCACAUACAGUAUACAAGUAAAAUAUUGUCUUUGAGGCCAAGAGCACCAUAGUUAUAGCCUUGUCCCAGAUCUGUUUGUGCUCUUGCCUUCUCCAUUGCAGUCAUUGUCAAGUCAAACAGGUUCGGCAUGACAAUCAGUGACCGAGAGUUGGCAUGAUAGCACAAACAGACUGGUACUCAGGCUACCAUAGUUAGUAAACAAAGAUGGGGUGUUCCCUUGCCCUUUGUCUUACCAGCCAUGAAGCACUUUGUACAGUUUCCUGACCUCUUUGCCUGAAUGUUUUUCCUUUACGGCAAAUAUGCUGUCUCUUCUCUUUUAGAAACUACUGAACUACGUCAUUUAGGCUCUGUUGCAUUAUCUUCCCAUAUAAUGUUACUAAAGUGAUGAGCCACGUAGUAAACUAUAACAGCACAUUCAGUGCUAUCAGCAUAUGCUUCUUUCAAUAGUGUGAUUUCCAAUGCCUUUUGUAAGUUCUGUUGAGUAAUGUAUUGCUGUGCUGCAGAGGGAUGGAAUCCAAAAUGAAAAUGUUUACUAUGCAAUAAUGGUCAUGCCACUCUUCAAAGUAUAAACAAUUUACUAUUUUCCAUUCAUACAGAUGGGAGCAAAUGCUUUUCUUUCUGUGUGUUAUUCAGAGGUAGUGGUGUUUUAAAGUGAUAGAUAUUGGUACUGAGACACGUUGCUGUUAUAGGACUUAACUAUAGACCUACUACUAUAGUAUGCAGUAAGACAUGAGUACAAUGGAAUAUAUUUAAAUGCCAUUUUAUACUAUCUUUUCAGGAAGAUUUGAUAUGGAGAUGCAACUAACUUCUGCUAUGAAAUCCAUACUGUAAAUACAACAAUGACAGGAUUUUGCUUUGAUAUCAUAUUUUGGUAGCUGGAAAGUCUAUAUUAAAGAAUGUUAUUAGGUCUCUUUUUAGAGGUGGUUUCUUUUCCCCCUUUUACACCAUGUCAUAUUUCCUUCUUACUUAUAUCAAUGUGUUAUUUUGACAUAGCUUUAGAAAAUGAACAUGAUUGUGUUGAUCAGAAGGUGGUAAAGUAACAAAGCCAUCUGCCAUGCUUCUCUGAGAACAAGAAAAUGCUUGUUCAUCACAUGCAAAAUUUGGUCCCCUGUCUGUAUAUUCCCCUUGCUGUAAGAGUAUAUUCUGAUGACUGAGUUGUAAAUAUGAAUUGGCUAAGGGUGAUGAAAGUUACUGAACUGUACAAUACUGAAUGCUGUUUAUGAUGGAAAUAAAUGUGUUCUUUGACCAGA